AGAUGGCGGCGGCGGCGGCAGCGGCGUCCCUGCGUAGGGCGGGCUGGAGGCUCCUGCGGCUGCGAGGCCGACCCGUGGCCUGGUGUCAGUUGCCUGUGACAUCACGUGCCUUUCAGGCUUCAGUGCAGUUGAGGGCCUCAGAUGAACAGAAAUAUCAUCCACCACCUUCUUCUGCUCAGCAAUCGUCUGAGUCACAGGCAACGGAAGACUCUGAUCCGGGGUCCCCGCGCUCUCGUCCCAGGUACACAGAUCAAGGCGGGGAAGAGGAGGAGGACCACGAGAGCGAGGAGCAACUGCAGCAUCGGAUCCUAACGGCAGCCUUGGAGUUUGUGCCCUCUCAUGGCUGGACCGCGGAAGCCAUUGCCGAAGGGGCCCAGUCCCUGGGCCUCUCUAGUGCAGCAGCUGGCGUAUUUGGGGCUGACGGAAGCGAAUUGAUCCUGCACUUUGUGUCCCAGUGCAACUCCCAACUCACCCAACUGAUGGAGGAGAAACACAAGCUGGUCCAACUGGGCCAAGCCGAGAAGAUGAAGACAGACCAGUUCCUGAGGGAGGUGGUGGAAACCAGACUGAGAAUGCUGAUCCCGUACAUCGAACACUGGCCUCGGGCCCUCAGCAUCCUCCUGCUCCCUCCGAACAUCCCAGCCAGCCUGAACCUCCUAACCAGCAUGGUGGAUGAUAUGUGGCACUAUGCUGGAGAUCAGUCCACUGAUAUUAACUGGUACACGCGCCGCGCGGUGCUGGCCGGCAUCUACAACACGACCGAGCUGGUCAUGAUGCAGGACACGUCCCCCGAUUUCGAGGAUACCUGGAAUUUCUUGGAAAACCGGAUCAGGGAUGCGAUGGCCAUGGGUCACACAGCUCAACAGGUCAAGUCCACCGGGGAGGCCCUUGUCCAGGGAAUGAUGGGAGCAGCCGUGACCCUCAAGAACCUGACCGGCCUGAAUCAGCGCCGAUGAGGAGAGAGAAGGAAGGAGUUCACUGCGCCGUGAAAGAAAAGUGAAGGAAUUAGUUGUCCGGGAUUACCACGGACACUCGAUUGAAGCAUCCAAAGGCCACUGAUGCUCUCUGACUUUGUGGCCAAGCCAAACCUUGCACUGUGGCUACAGUGUUAGGUAAUUAGAAUUUGAAUAGACUGUCCAAACCAAGGCUACCCAAUACCUUCGAUCACCCUCCCAUUUAACUGUCCAUUCACCUCAGGAACAUGACGACGUAUUUCCCAGAAGCACUUUCAGGGGCCUAUAAAUUGAUGACAACGAUAUAAUCGCAGCCUAGUGCCAGUAGCGGCUGUCAUUGUCUGACUACGUCCCAAAGACCACGAUAUAGAAUCCUUUAGUGGUGAUGCCACUAUGAGAUUUCACCCAUUGCCCUGAUUCUCGGUCCCGCCGUCUGUGAUACCACCUGGGUUUUCAGGGAGUUCUCCAGAUAGCGGCUUUGCCCAUCCGACCCAGGUGUAUGAUCUUGGGCCCUGUGGUUGUUAUUCGUGUUGAGUCCACCCAGAUUUGGCAGUUUGCGAAUUGAGACUGUGUAAAAAUGAUAAUAAAGAUUCCCAUCUGAAGUGA
Tachyglossus aculeatus (Australian echidna) is the source of this 1559-nucleotide messenger RNA. It is a transcript of the gene COQ9, whose product is annotated as coenzyme Q9. The record is from RefSeq and is a predicted model, not a curated record. NCBI's taxonomy places the organism in Eukaryota, Metazoa, Chordata, Mammalia, Monotremata, Tachyglossidae. Gene Ontology annotation, cellular component: mitochondrial inner membrane. Gene Ontology annotation, biological process: ubiquinone biosynthetic process. Gene Ontology annotation, molecular function: lipid binding. The transcript is spliced from 9 exons. Bases 3 to 956 code for a protein of 317 amino acids.